AUGUUUGGACCGUGGGCCUGGAUUCAACCAGGGGUGCCGUUCCGUUUCAAACGUGAAACGGAGAUUUUUCCCCCAGUAGUGAGCGGACAAACAUCUCGAAAGAGAAAGGCUUGCAUGAACAUUUCCGACGUCAAAUUUUACGAACGGCUGAACGGAUCGGUACCGGUAGCGGGUCGUGGUUGGCGAUGGGGUUGGCAGAAGCAACAGAAGCGAGAAGGAGAUGAGCUCUCUGAGCAUAGUAUGUCUGAGUGGAUGGAUGCAUCACACAUUCAUGCUGAGAAGGAAAGCGUGUUUGGUCUGGAUAAAGGCCGUAAGGAUACUGUCGUUCAGCCUGUGGACUGUUCUCCCGUCAGUAUCAAAGUGGCACUCAUCCUGAACCAGACAUAUCGGCCUCUCAAGGUCUCAGUAUUGAGGCAGUACUGGAACUCGUAG
Molecule: messenger RNA, 432 nt
Organism: Plenodomus lingam JN3
Lineage: Eukaryota; Fungi; Ascomycota; Dothideomycetes; Pleosporales; Leptosphaeriaceae
Source: RefSeq, a predicted model, not a curated record